AUGCGAAAAAAGAACUCUUUGAGUGCUGUAUCACCAAUUGAAGUAAUGAACAAUCUUAAAUCGGAUGACGAAACAUUGCAGCUCUGGGCAAUUGAUCAAUUACCUCUCCAAAGAAUGAUUGGAGGACAAAAAGAAAAUGCUGACGCUUUUGAGUAUAUUAAUGCAAUCAUUUUAUCCAAAGAUGAUAACUUUCAUCAUGCUGUACAACAAGCAAUCAUUCGCGAACUCAAGAAAAGAGCAUUAACUUCAAAUGACAGAAUUCGUGUACUACUUCCAUUUUUGAUUAAAAUGUCCAGAUCUACUGGUGUCACUAUAUGGAAUGAAUUACUACGAGAGCUAUGCAAGAAUUUUCAUGAUCCGAUUCAACAAUCUCUCGCUUUUGAUCAGGUCAGUCCGAUUUUCUUACUUGACCAUUCAACAUUUGGCAUUGCAUGCGCUAUUUACAUGACAACCGGACUUUGUGAAGCUGGGGCAAUUAUGCCUACCGAUCUUAUUAACAAUCUUGUUCAGCAACCAAUAGUUCUUCAACAAUUCCUCCAGACAUUCUUAACAUCCUUAAUAUCAACUCAAUCUGAGGCAUUCGUUGACCAGAUUCUUAAGAAGAUUAUUCAUUCUCCCAUAGCUCAUUCGGUUUUGAUUAAUGCAGCAAUAAAUCUUGAAAUCAUACCACCAAUUUUACAGCGCCAAAUCACAGAUACGCUUAAAGCUCCUUCACAUACUCAUGAUUUGGCUGCAAUAAUUGCCAAAAACUGCACAACAAUAAUUCACAAAGGAUUUGCUAAACCAAAGCUUUUGUUGCAAAUCGUUUGGAAGGCAAAAAUCUUUUCUCCAAAAUAUUAUGACAUCAUUUCAAAUUUCUAUAUGACAUUUAUUAAGGAAAUGACUCCGAAGGAUGCUGUACUAUUCUAUAAGAAGAUUGUUGACAGCAAAUCUCCAUAUUCAAUCAAAUUAUCAAAAUUAGUUAUUGAUGUCAACAAUACACAGCAAUGCUGUGAUAUCAUUGUUCCUCUCUUAUGCAAUGUAGAGUCAUUUGUCCGUUUCGAAGAAUGGUGUGAUGCUGUUGCUCAUGUAAUUAAUAAAGUUAAUUCAGAAUAUGCAACAACAUUAACAGAAUGCAUAAUUGAAAGAUGCAGAUUCGAAAUAAACGAAGGUCAUGUUGCUUCCUUCCCUCUUCUCCCUCCAAAAGAAAUUGAUGCAAUGGAAAACUUCCAGAGACCAUCAAAAGUUCCAAUUCAAAUCUGCAGUUGGAGGCAAAUUGCAGGAAUGCUAAGUUUAUUAUCAAAUUCCCCUUGCGCUCAUAUUGUUGCAAAGAAUGGAAUUGAAUUAAUUAAACUUGCAUUGAAGAAGCACACAUUCCCAUUGAUAGACUCAAUUGUUGAUAUUCUUGACUCAAUAAGAUCUCAUAACGAAGAAAUUUUGAUACUUUAUCAAGAUAUUUUCAAUGGAAACUCAUAUUCAAAGCUUUUCUUCCUGAAAUUGCUUCAGAAGUCAAUACAUCUCUUCAAAGAAGCCGAUAUCAAGAAUGUGAUCUAUCCAAUGAUUGUUCAGAUUUUUAAUUCAGAUCAGCCACCAAAUGUUAUUUGCACAGCUAUUAAAACGCUUUCUGUUUUCUUGAAGCUUGGACAAAACUCACUUUCUUUGAUACUCACCAAAGAAUUGAUCGAUUCUAUCAACGAAUUGUCAUCUUAUGAAGACAAAGGUAUCAUAGAAACACUGAAAGAAUGCAAGAAAGACAUAGAAAAGCUCGUUUCCAACUACAGACCACCAGCUCCGAAGACAAGAAAGAAGAGAUCUUCUUCCAUCAGAAGAGGUGCAGAAAACAUGGAUCCAAACUCGAUUUCUAACGGACCUUCGAAGAAACAGAGAACAUCACUUCUUAAUUCAGGAAGUAAACACAAAUUCUCAAUUGUUAGACCAGCAAGAUCAAUAUCCCUAUCAAAGAAAACAGCAAAUAUGAUUCAGGACAUGGACUUUUAA
Molecule: messenger RNA, 1977 nt
Organism: Trichomonas vaginalis G3
Lineage: Eukaryota; Parabasalia; Trichomonadida; Trichomonadidae
Product: armadillo (ARM) repeat-containing protein family
Exons: 1
Coding region: 1-1977 (658 amino acids)
Source: RefSeq, a predicted model, not a curated record